CUUGUCGUUGUCAUGGUUAUCUCUUCAGUGACUGUUCCGAAAAAGACUUCGUCAAACAAGCUGAAGAAUUUGUUUUCAAAAAACAUAAAAAACCCGGAUGACGUUAGAGGUUUGUAACUUCUAAUGUUAUUUGAGGAUGUGAGGAAUUUCUAAAUUUUCCAAUGCUUGUCCAAAGUUAAAUAAUCCAUAGCUGAGUACUUUCAACUCCAUUAUAAAAGUAAAUCUUGAGACUCAAGUGGCAUUAGACUCUCCAUCAUGAAAUGUGAAAUAUGUUGACAUUCAACUACUCGAACAAACUGUUAAUCAUCGGGGUAUACCUUCAGCUAAGCCGACUUAUUACCAAAGAAUAUCUUGUAACACGCUGAUGAUAGUUCCGUGACAAAAUAAUCUUAGAACCUCUGAAAUCGGAGAGGUAACAUGAACCAUUUUUAUUAACUAAAAUUUAUUUAUUUAACGAAGUUUUAGUGCUGAAGUUCUCACACAAAUCAUGUAGUAAAUGAUUGUUCCUCUUUAAUGAUCAGAUGGAUUCCAAGCAAACAAAUUAAAACGUCCUACAAAUCGUUAUUUAAGUACAAACUUAAAUAAUUACAAAAAAACACCUACACAAUUGAAUUGUUCUGUUGAAUCAUCAUUAUCAUGCACACAGAAAAAUAAAAGCAGCGAACAAGUGAACGAAGAUGUGAAUAAGACAUCGAAUCAUCAUCAUCACCAACAACAACUUCAACGACAAAAAUUAAAUUCAUGUUCACUACCACGAUCAUCGUUAUCACUAUCCUCGUCUUCUUCACUUUCAUCGUUUACACUAAAAGGAUCUAGAGAUUCAAUCAAACUGAGAAAUACAGCAACAAAAUUAACUGCCACUAAUUUGUGCUCAAAAGAUACAUUGAUGAAAAAUAAUGAAAAAGAUAGUAAUAAAUCAUCCAAAAAUAACUAUGAUUUAUUGAAUGCUGAAGACAUUUUAUCAAGUGAAAUGUCCACUGUUUUCAUGAAAGAUGAUAGUGUCAAAAAGCAAACAAUCCUAUGUUAUGAACAAAUGAACUUAAAAACUUGUCCAAUCAUUGAUUCAAAUGAAAUAUGUCACUUUUUAAGUCUUCAAUAUAAUCAAAUUCAUCGAAUUGUACAUUUACACCAUCUUACAAAACUUGUUUAUUUAAAUAUAUCAAAUAAUCAAUUAACAACAAUGAAUGGUCUUGAAACUUUAUAUUCUUUACGUAUAUUAUUAUUAGGAAAUAAUCAAAUUAAACAAAUUUGUGCUCUAAACAAUCUAUAUAACCUUAAUGUACUUGAUUUAAAUCAUAAUCAAAUUCAAAUAAUUGAAAAUUUAACACAUUUAAAAAAAUUAUAUUGUUUAAAUUUAUCAUUUAAUUAUAUUACCACUGUUAAUGGUUUAUCUGGAUUAAUUUCAUUAACUGAAUUAAAUUUAAAACAUAAUAAUAUACUACUUAUUGAACCUAUUGAUAAUGUUCCAAAAUUAAUUUGGAUAUUUUUAAGUUUUAAUCAUAUUAAAAGUUGGUCACAGAUUAGUGGUCUAACCAAUUUAAAUUUAUGUGCUCAAGUUACUCUGGAUGGAAAUCCAAUUGUAUUUGAUCCAACUUAUCGGAAGAUGAUAUCAAGUGAUAAAAGAUUUUUCAAAGACAAUACAACUGUUUAUCCGUUAAAACCUAAUCCUAGUAAACCAAUCAAUAAAAUGAAUAUGGAUGAACAAGGUUUACUUAAAAGAAAUGUACCGAUUUCGUUUUUAUUAGAAAAUAAACAACAUUUUCCAGAUGAACAACAACUUACGACGACAACAACAAAUAUUAUUCAUGAACUGUUGAAUUAUUUCAAAGAAAAUGAACAGCAUGAUAGUAUACUUAGAGCAAAUUCUGUUGAUAAUUCUAUAAAUUCAUCCACCGAAAAUCUUACAGAAUUAAUGAAUCAUAAUGAUUCAACACUAUCUCGAAAUGAACAGAAUUUAGCAUAUCUUCCAAAUAACCUAUCUAAUCUAAUUCAAUCAAAUUUAUCAUUAUGGUCAAUCCAUUCGGAUCUACAGUAUUUUUCUCCUACAUCAACAAUAAAUCAAAUGAAAGAGGGUGAAGACAACUGGACAGAAGAAGUCACAAAUGUUAAUGUUGAGAUAAACAGUAGUGAUAAUAGUAAUAAUAUGGUUGGUUACAGUUCGAUUGGAACAUUGACAGAUGAAAGUAUUCUAUUUCCUUUGUUUCCAUCAACAAAAAAUAAUUUAUUAAAAUUUAAAUAUUAUCUGAAAGGAUUAACUCAUUUAGUCUUAGAAGGAAUUCCUUCUACAAUAGUAUUCAAAGUAGAUGAUGACGAUAAUGAUGAUUAUGUGCAUAAACUAUCGAAUGUCAUUGGAAACGACAGUAAAUUUGAGAAACAAACAAAUGAAUCAACAGAACAUACAAUUAAUUUUGAUUGUUUUUCUUCACUGGUCAAUCAUUUACAAUAUGUCCAAUCAAAUAAUAAUAUUAAUGAUAAUAAUAAUGCCAUUAUAUCUAAAGAUGAUGAGGAUGAGGAUAAUGAAAUUGAAAGAAAAGAAAGUAAUCAUUCAUUGAAAUUGUUAAACUUCAAUCGUAUUGUGAAGUUAACUAUUAGAAAUGUGAAUUGGAAUGAAUUUAUAAAUUGUAUAAGUAAACUACAUGAAUUACUACCACAAUUAAAGGAAUUAAAUCUUGAAAAUAAUCAACUUAAAUAUUUGCAUCAAGUUACUGAUCUAAUUGAUUUUGAAUAUUUAACUGCAUUACAUAUAACUGGUUCAAAUGGUAAUCCAAUUGUUGAACAAUCUGGUCAAUUAUGGCGUCCAUUUAUUAUAUGGAGUCUUGCUGAUUCAUUAAAUUUGACAUUUUUAGACGGUAAACUUAUUAAACCAAAUGAAGUAAAUGAAUCGAAAAACCUAUUCAGUUUGUUUUACGAGAGAAUAAAAAUGCGUAACUCCUACUGCACAACAUCAAAUCAAUCUUUUUAUAAAAGAUUAGAAACUGUCAACAAUAUAAGUAAUAUGAUGAAUAAUAAAAUUCCAAUGAGUGAUGCAAAUAUAGAUGAUUCUGGUUUAAGGUUGGUCAAUUCAAUAUCAUCACCAACAUUACCAAGAACAGUACUCAAUUCUCAUAAUAAUAACAAUAUCAAUAAUAACAACCGCAAUAUUGACGCAACAAUGGCGACAACAUCGGUACAUACUACUUCUACUCUUGUUAAUUGUAGUCGUUUUGUUGAACAACAAAAUAUAUUACUUACAAAAAAAGAACUAAACAAUGAUAAUGAGGUAACUAGAGACAAUUCAGUGGAUUCAUUAAGACGUUCAUCUUCCAAUAAAUUCAAAAUAAAUGGAAGCUCAAUAAAUGGAUUCAAACAAAAUCAAAGUAGUAUCCACAAUAUAUCUCCAGCAUUAAAACAAGUAAAUAAGUCAGAAAAUUUCGAAAAUGGAUUACAAUCAAACGAAGGAAAGUUAUCUAUACAAAAUCAACUUUUAAAAAAUUGGCCAUCUAUAUUAAAACGACUAAUUCAUCAGGCAAUAACUGACAAUCACAUUGCUACUAAUAAACUUUAAUUAGACAAACAUUCUGUGGGAUUUAUGUUAUUGUGUAUGAGUAAGUGUAUACAAUAUACCUGUUCUGUAGAACAUCUUAUUUUAUCAUACUUUUGUACAUAAAACGCAACUUAUGUUGAAUAAACUUACAACAUUUUUGUGAAAUA
Messenger RNA from Schistosoma rodhaini, 3690 nucleotides. Lineage: Eukaryota; Metazoa; Platyhelminthes; Trematoda; Strigeidida; Schistosomatidae. The record is from the annotation of a GenBank genome assembly.